GAAGCUGGGCAGAUACCUUCUCCAGCUGCUCACGCUGUUCCUGUCCAGUCAGUCUUCAGCAUGGGGAAAGGUUUCUACAUCAGCAAGACUGUUGGGGUGGUCGGAAUCGUGGUGGGGGCGGCAGCGGUGGCCACCAUCAUCGCUCUGUCUGUGGUCUACUCUCAGGAGAAAGCCAAAAACAAUGAGGUGAAACCAACUGAAGGAACGACCACGACGACAACAACAACCACAACCACAAACACAAACACAACAGCUGCACCAACAACCGCACCAUCCACUGAGCCAUGGGACAGCUACCGUCUCCCUGACACUCUUCUUCCAGACACCUACGAUGUCACGCUGUGGCCACGACUCAAACCUGACGAGCGCGGCAUCUACAUCUUCACUGGAAACUCCAGUGUGGUCUUCAGGUGCGUGAAGGAAACUGACCUGAUCCUCAUUCACUCCAACAAGCUGAACCUGACCACAGCCCCCACUCUGACCGCGCUCGGCAGCACACCUGCACCGACCAUAAAGGACCGCUGGAUGCAGGUGACCACUCAGUAUCUUGUUAUUCAGCUAAACGGCAACUUGAGGGUGGGAGAAUCCUACAAGCUCUUCACUGAGUUCCUGGGGGAGCUCGCUGAUGACCUGGGAGGAUUUUACAGGAGCGUAUACCAGGAGAACGGACAGGAGAAAGUGUUGGCCACGACUCAGAUGCAGGCGACCUAUGCCAGAAAGGCCUUCCCCUGUUUCGAUGAACCAGCCAUGAAAGCUUACUUCAACAUCACUCUGCUGCACGAUCCGGAAACCACGGCCCUCUCCAACGGCAGAGACAUCGAGACUGUUGAGAUCAUGGUAAACGGCACUCUUCUGAAGAAAACAACAUUCGAACAAACCAAGAGAAUGUCAACAUACUUGCUGGCGUUUAUCGUCAGUGAAUUUAUAUCCACUGAUGCAACAGCAGAUGAUGUUAUGAUCCGUGUCUUCGCCCGUAAAGAUGCCAUCAACGCUGGUCAGGGACAAUAUGCGCUCAACAUCACUGGACCAAUCCUGAAAUUCUUCGAGGAGUACUACAAUUCUUCAUACCCGCUCCCCAAAUCAGAUCAGAUCGCUCUGCCGGACUUUAACGCUGGAGCGAUGGAGAACUGGGGGCUGAUCACCUACAGAGAGACGGCUCUGCUCUACGACCCAGCGGUGUCCUCCAAUGGGAAUAAGGAGAGAAUCACCACCAUCAUCGCUCACGAGCUCGCUCACAUGUGGUUUGGUAACCUGGUGACUAUUAGGUGGUGGAACGAUCUGUGGCUGAAUGAAGGCUUUGCCUCUUAUGUUGAAUAUCUCGGAGCUGACCGCGCUGAGCCCACAUGGAAUAUUAAAGACCUGAUCGUGCUGGGGGACGUCCACCGAGUGUUCGCCAUAGACGCUCUGGCCUCCUCCCACCCUCUCUCCUCUAAGGAAGAGGACGUCAUGAGACCGGAGCAGAUCAGUGAGGUGUUUGACGCCAUCUCCUACAGCAAGGGGGCGUCUGUGUUGAGAAUGCUCUCAGACUUCCUGACUGAACCGGUCUUUGCCCGAGGACUCAGUAGCUACCUGAACCACUUCCAGUUCGACAACACAGUGUACACAGACCUUUGGGACCAUCUCCAAAUUGCUGUAGACGAAACCGGCACCGACCUUCCCACGAAUAUCAGCGCCAUCAUGGACCGCUGGGUUCUUCAGAUGGGUUUCCCGGUGGUCACUAUCGACACUGCUACUGGCCAUCUGUCUCAGAAACACUUCCUCCUGGAUGCUGAGUCUGAAGUGACCACACCAUCUCAGUUCGGCUAUGAGUGGAUUGUGCCUAUUCGGUCGAUCAAGAACACAGGGCAGCAGUCUUUGUUCUGGCUGCUGACAAAAGAGGCUACUGAUACAGCAUUUGAGGUCACUGGGAAUGACUGGAUAGUGGCCAACCUCAACGUGUCGGGAUACUACAGAGUGAACUACGACAUGGACAACUGGGAGCGACUCCUGACCACACUCCGGACAUCUCAUGAGAGCAUUCCACUUCUUAACCGGGUCCAACUCAUCGAUGAUGCGUUCAAUCUUGCGAGGGCACAAAUCAUUUCGACCACACUGGCUCUGAGGACCACGCAGUAUCUGUCCGUAGAAAGAGAAUACAUGCCCUGGAAGUCUGCGCUUGACAACUUGGAUUAUUACUACCUCAUGUUUGACCGCAGUGAGGUUUAUGGCUACCUGCAGGCUUAUAUUGGGCAACAGGUGGGACCACUUUUCUACUAUUUCAAGGACCUGACCGGCAACUGGUCAAACAUCCCUGAAGGCCACACUGACCAGUAUAACCAGGUGAAUGCCAUCCGCAUGGCCUGUAGCACCGGACUGGAGGAGUGCACUGCUCUGGUUAGGGGCUGGUUUCAGCAGUGGAUGGACAACCCCAGCGUCAACCCGAUUGAACCAAAUCUGAGGGCCACAGUGUACUGCAGUGCCAUUGCUGCGGGUGGCGCUAAAGAGUGGGACUUUGCCUGGGAGAUGUUCCAGAAUGCCACCAUCGCCAUUGAAGCUGAUAAGCUGCGGGCUGCGCUGGCCUGCGCUACCACACCGUGGCUGCUGAACCGCUAUCUGGAAUUCACAAUGGAUCCAAAUCUUAUCCGGAAGCAGGACGCCACUGCCACCAUCAUCUCCAUCGCCGGCAAUGUAGUGGGGCAGCCUCUGGCGUGGGACUUCGUCAGAGCUAACUGGGCCUACAUCUUCACACAGUACGGCGGCGGAUCGUUUUCUUUCUCCAACCUGAUCAACGGCGUCACCAAGCGGUUCUCCACUGAGUUUGAACUCAAACAGCUGGAGCAGUUCAGGGAUGAUAACAGUGAAGUCGGUUUCGGCUCCGGCACCCUGGCCGUCCAGCAGUCCAUCGAGAGGACAAACGCCAACAUCAAGUGGCUUGCACAGAACAAGGCUGCCGUGAUGAGCUGGCUGAAAGGAGCAAUCAAUCCGUAACUCAAUAACCGCUCAGGGAAGGAGAGUUAAGAUUUCUGGGAUGAUGUAUUUUAUAUUUAAGGGCUCCCUUUAAGACAAACGCGCUUAUUUAUUUACCACAGUGUUCCACAUUUUAAUGUUUCUCAGAAUUCUCUUCCUUUGCCCCAAAUAUUGUAUAUAAUUUGUUCUACUUUUGCAAAAUGUACCAAAGAUUCACCAAUUUUCUCACCAAAU
This is a messenger RNA of Colossoma macropomum (tambaqui), 3180 nucleotides long. RefSeq names its product alanyl (membrane) aminopeptidase b (gene anpepb.1). Lineage: Eukaryota; Metazoa; Chordata; Actinopteri; Characiformes; Serrasalmidae. The transcript is spliced from 20 exons. Gene Ontology annotation, biological process: proteolysis; peptide catabolic process. The coding region runs from base 61 to 2967 and encodes 968 amino acids. Gene Ontology annotation, cellular component: cytoplasm. The record is from RefSeq and is a predicted model, not a curated record. Gene Ontology annotation, molecular function: zinc ion binding; metalloaminopeptidase activity; peptide binding.